UGGUGAUGCGCAUUCGCACUGGGAUAAGCAGAAGCACUGGGAUUCUAGCAGAAUAAAAUAUCCAGUCAGACGCUUAGAGAUAAUUGGACAAAUAAUUUAUUUUGAAUGCUACUGUAUAUUUUUUUGACAGUAAAAUAAUAGGCACAGACGCCCGUUUAGCAGCAAAGCUCGGGAUUUUUGUGAGAGUUCAGUGUUAGCGCGUGAGCUGUAGCUUCUCAUCCCAGCGCAGAAAGGUGAGGUAAUGGAGGCAUCUGAGGAAUGUCCCCCAGACUCAGCGCAUCAGGAGGUGAACCCGGUGUUCCUCCAGCAGCUCAGAGAACUGGACAUCCCUGAGGAGGCAGCCAGACAGGCACUCCUACACACAAGGAAUGUGUCUGCUGAGGAGGCGGCAAUGUACUACUUUAACAAACUGGAAAAUGAGGAAGAAGGGGAGGAAGAUAUGAUGUUCAAGAUGGUCUUUGUUGUGAACAUGGAACUGUCAAUGGGAGUGGGGAAGGUGGCAGCGCAGGUGGGUCAUGCGGCCGUGGCUCUCUACCAGGCCAUGCAGGAGAAGAAUACUUGGAGAGAGAUGGCCUGGAAAUGGGACCAUGCUGGAGCUAAGAAGAUCGUGCUACAGGGCACAAACACAGCACACCUUCUGGAGUUGCAGGCUCUAGCUAUGAGUCUGAGUCUUCCUACAAAACUCAUACAGGAUGCCGGACUCACACAGGUGGAGCCAGGCUCUAGCACUGUGCUGGCCAUCAUGGGAGAGGAAGACAUGGUCAAUAAUGUUACAGGCAGCCUGAAACUGCUUUGAGCACUGAAAAGAAGCAGCAGUGGAAAUCCAGAUGUACAAGAUGCCACUGUGUCCACAGGGGGGCAGAACAGUCCCACAGCAGCAAGGCUCGCUGCAUGAAAAAAAAAAAACACCAUCAUCUAUGGCAUUCACAUACUUCUUCUGACGCUCACGCUCACACACACAAAUAAAAUAACAGUAAUCUGAAAUAGGAGAAAGGCUGCGCAUGUGGGUGGGUGCCUGGAUGUGUCAGUGCUGGUGGGUUUAAUAUUUACUGUGUAUCUGCAUUCAUUAAGUUAAUGUAAAGAUCUUGGAUUCUUUGAAUAAAAUGUGAAAAUGUAUGACGCCACAUUGAACAUAAUUGAUCAAAUGGGUAGAAGAUGCCAACUUGUAUGAAUAAAUAUAGCCCUUAAGUUAGAACAUAAUGUUUUUUGGUGAUUGUUGGACCAAAUUAUUCUUCUUAAAAGAUUCAAAAGAAUUUGAUCACUACAUGUAAAGCAUCUUUCCCAGAUGUAUGAAGUAUCCUGUAAUGAGUUUACUGAUUAUCUGCAAAUGGACUUCCUUUGUUCUGAGUUGUGAUGUAGAAAUCUGUGUUUGUCUGGAAUUUGUAAUGUAAGGUUGAUAAUACUCUUCCCUACCAAGCCUUGGUACGUAGACAUAACAUAUAAGCAUACUGUUAAAUGUGGGGGGCGCCGGGGUGGAAAUUCUUAAAGCCAUACCUUUAUUGUGGAGUGCCAUUGUUAAAAAUUUCUGUCACUUGACUGUUAUUUAUUUUUAUGCAUCUAAUCGUUAAGCGCACUCGAUAUUGACUGUCAGUUCUAGGACUAAGGAGGUUGACUAUUUGCAAUAAUAUGGACAUGCUUUUUGUCUCAAUUAAUGUUUAAAGAUUUGUAUUAAGAUUAUGAAAAAAAAAUCAUUUGUGAAAAUUGCAAAUUAAUAUUGGAUAUGAUGUUGAAUAUUACUAGUGUGUCACAAGCUUUAAAUUUUCUUUACACCAUGCAUUUGCGGCUAAAGAGAUUGAAUUGUUUUGACAUACAGUGCAGUUUAUUGGUCAUAUGCUUUAAGCAAUAAUUAGUA
This is a messenger RNA of Clarias gariepinus (North African catfish), 1852 nucleotides long. Its product is annotated as UBA_like_SF and PTH2 domain-containing protein. The transcript has 7 exons. Gene Ontology annotation, cellular component: cytosol; mitochondrion. NCBI's taxonomy places the organism in Eukaryota, Metazoa, Chordata, Actinopteri, Siluriformes, Clariidae. The record is from RefSeq and is a predicted model, not a curated record. Bases 242 to 796 code for a protein of 184 amino acids. Gene Ontology annotation, molecular function: peptidyl-tRNA hydrolase activity; protein binding.